This is a messenger RNA of Onychostoma macrolepis, 2476 nucleotides long. Its product is annotated as meprin A subunit beta-like. The record is from RefSeq and is a predicted model, not a curated record. The transcript has 15 exons. Gene Ontology annotation, biological process: proteolysis. Gene Ontology annotation, molecular function: protein binding; metalloendopeptidase activity; zinc ion binding. NCBI's taxonomy places the organism in Eukaryota, Metazoa, Chordata, Actinopteri, Cypriniformes, Cyprinidae. Gene Ontology annotation, cellular component: membrane. Bases 141 to 2066 code for a protein of 641 amino acids.
GUACAGAUGCUUUAUAUGAUUGUCUGACUUUCUUGCAAGAAUAAACCCUGUUUUUUCUUAUUCUGCAAUACUCUCUGGGUUAUUGCCUCACAAUAAGAGAUUUUUCCAUAACAAGGAGACCGGCUCAGAGUGAAGUUCUCAUGGCGUCUCUCCAUACAUUGCUGAUUCUGUGCGUAUGUGCCACAGCCCUGUGUUUGCCAACAUCUUCACUCACAGGCAAUACAGAGAUUGAUGUGGAUAAUGGAGAAGAACAGGAUAUAUUUAAUAUAAAUGAAGCGGCAGGACUUGACCUGGUGGAAGGAGACAUUCUGAUGCAUGAGGGAGAAGACAGAAACACUAUUUUGAGUGAAAAGUAUCGCUGGCCGACCACUGUGCCAUAUGUCCUAGACAGCAGCCUUGAAAUCAAUGCCAAAGGUGUGAUACUGAAAGCAUUCGAGCAAUUCAGACUCAAGACCUGUAUUGAAUUUAAACCCUGGGAUAGAGAGCCAAACUACAUUUUCGUAUUUAAAGGCAGUGGAUGUUUCUCAAAGGUGGGGAAUCGAAAGAUGGGGAAACAAGAGUUGUCAAUUGGUGCAAACUGUGAUCAAUUAGCAACAGUGGAGCACGAGUUUCUGCAUGCGCUGGGUUUUUGGCACGAGCAGUCCCGAUCUGAUAGAGACGACUACGUCACCAUCAUGUGGGACCAGAUUAAAGAGGGUCAUAAGCACAACUUUGAUUUACAUGAUGAAAAGGUGUUAAGCAAACUCGGUGUGCCCUAUGAUUACAGUUCAGUCAUGCACUACAGUAAAACACACUUCAGCAAAGGCAGUAAGCCAACCAUCGUUACCAAAAUACCAGAAUUCUUGGAUGUGAUUGGUCAACGCAUGGAGUUUAGUGACAGUGACCUGCUCAAGCUGAACCGGCUAUACAAUUGUACUACAGCCUCAACUUUUCUGGACUCUUGCCAGUUUGAGGAGCCGAAUAUCUGUGGUAUGAUCCAGGGUGAUGGUGGAAAUGCCAAGUGGGCUCGUGUAAAAAGAGUAAAGGGUGGUCCACAGAGAGACUACACCAAUCUGGGUCAAUGUAAAGGGGUUGGGUUCUUCAUGCAUUUCAGCACAGCCACAGGAACCCAGGGUGACAAGGCUUACUUGCAAAGUCGCCUCUUUUACCCCAAAAGACGGUCCCAAUGCCUGCAGUUCUAUCACUACAACAGCGGGGGCGUCGAUGACCAGCUAAACAUCUGGGUGCGUGAAUACACCACUAAAAACCCCAAAGGAGCCCUGAGACUCAUUCAGAAGAUCAGUGGUGGACGUCAAGGCUCCUGGGAACUAUACCAUGUUACACUAAAUGUCUCUGAUAAAUUCAGAGUAGUGUUUGAAGGAGUUAAAGGAAGAAAACCAUCAAAGGGUGGUCUGUCUCUGGAUGACAUUAACCUCUCAGAGACAAAGUGUCCUCAAUACACUUGGCGCAUUCGUGAUUUUACCAGGCUUCUUGCUACAACCCCUGCCGGUUCCCAAACCUACAGCCCCCGCUUCCUAUCCCCAGAUGGUUACUCAUUUCAGAUUGGUUUGUACAUUAAUGGCUUGAAGGAUAGUCCAAAUAAAAUGGCAAUCUACUUCUACCUGACCUCUGGACCCAAAGACAACAAACUCCAAUGGCCAUGUCCGUGGCGUCAGGCAUCCAUGGAGCUGAUGGACCAGAAUCCAGACAUCCAACACCGCAUGAACAACAUUAGGAUGAUCACUACAGAUCCAGCCAAGACCUCCACUGACUCCAAGUAUUUUUGGGGCAACCCACGAAAAGUAGGCAGUCUAGUCACUGACGCAGAUGGCAGUAGAUACUACCGGGGGCUGGGUCACCGUACCAACAAUUUCAUCACACAUGGUCAUCUGAAGAGUCGAAACUUUAUUAAAGGACAGGAUGUCAUCUUCCUCCUGUCCCUUGAAGAUGUGACUGGACUUUUGACGACCAGGAGACCAAAAAUAAGAGACCUGCAAUUAGAAAUUGAUGACCGUGAUGCGGAGGAGGAGGAGCCAAAGAGACAGAUGGUUAACCCAAGAGUUCCUUUUAAAAGGACCAUGGACUAAAAGAUCCCCAUGAGAUGCAGGAUACAUCAUGAAGCUUCAAUGGAGAGAGAGAGAGAAAAAAAAAAAAAAAAAUUUUUCCAGAAUUUGCCAGAUUGGUGUCUUCAUUACUGAGCUGGAGCGACUGGAUCAUAAUUUGCAUUAAAAAAACAAAACAAAAAAAACAAUACUAUUGUUUACAAUACUAAACAAUACUAAACAGUACUAUUCUCAAGAAACUUUAUUACUAGAUUACUAGCACUUCUGAUGUUCAUUGCCUCCUUAAGAUGAAUUUAUUCUUGUAUUCCUCAUUUGUAAGUUGCUUUGGAUAAAAGUGCCUGCUAAAUGAAUAAAUGUAAAUGCAAAAUAAAAAGCAAAAAAAAUAAAUAAAAAAGAGCACUUGAUCAAAAGAAGUACUCAACCAUUAUUGCUCA